Molecule: messenger RNA, 1842 nt
Organism: Glycine soja
Lineage: Eukaryota; Viridiplantae; Streptophyta; Magnoliopsida; Fabales; Fabaceae
Product: LRR receptor-like serine/threonine-protein kinase GSO2
Exons: 1
Coding region: 455-1735 (426 amino acids)
Molecular function (GO): protein binding
Source: RefSeq, a predicted model, not a curated record
AUGUAAAGCUAGAAUCCAUUAGCUUAUUAGAAAAUAAAAUAAAAAAUUAUUAUCGUCACCACUCAGAUAUGGGCGUCGCUGUAUAAACAACCGUGACUCACUAAACCGAACACAAAAUGCAAAACUACAAAUACAACAAAAGAAAAAAUAAAUAAUAAAAAAAGUACCGUCCUCUUCUUCCCUUCUAUUUUCCAUUUUUUUUCUCUGCAAUGUAAACAGAAGUGCAUAUGCAUUGGAGAAGGUGAAGCUAGCCACUCACCCAAAAGAUCUCUGACUCCAUUCAGUGAAGUGUACUUUUUUUUUUUUUACACAACAGAAAAAAGAAGCAACCCCGUUCGUUGAUCGACCAUCAAAACCACCAUUUCACAUCUCUCCAUCCAACGGUCCCCAUUCAUUCAAUCCUUGAUUGAGUCAAAUAUCUCUGAUCCCACAGCACUGAAACUCAAGUCUCAAAAUGUGUUCUCUUCGUCUUCACCUAUUCCUUUUAGUGGCAGCUUCAACAAGCUCAUUAUUCGAAUCCGCAACAACACACUGGAGCGACAAGCAGGCUCUGAAAGACCUAAAGAACAACCUCGACCCUUCCUCCAUAACUCCAGGCUCGUGCCUUUAUUCAUGGGACUUCUCCCUCGACCCCUGCGACAACCUCUUCAGCGACAACUUCACCUGCGGCUUCAGGUGCGACGCCGUCGUUUCGGGAGCCACCCGCGUCACCGAACUCGCCCUCGACCCAGCUGGUUACACGGGCCCACUCGUCAUAAACCACCACAACAACCUCCCAUUCCUCCAAAGCCUCGACCUUUCCAACAACUACUUCUCAGGCCCAAUCCCCGACUCACUAUCCAACUUAACUCGCUUAACUCGACUCGGUCUGUCCAAAAACUCCUUCUCAGGCCCAAUCCCUUCUUCCCUCGGUUCCCUUAUAAACCUUCAAGAGCUCUACCUCGACAACAACAACCUUAACGGAACUCUCCCCGUUAGUUUCGACGGCCUCACAAACCUCAAACGCCUCGAACUCCAGUCCAACUCCCUAAACGGUGUCCUUCCCGAUCUAACCUCUCUGAAAAAUCUUUACUUUUUGGACCUCAGUUUUAAUUCCCUCACCGGAGGUUUUCCCUCGAACUUGCCAGAUUCGUUGGUGCAGAUUUCCAUCCGCAACAACAGCUUAAACGGUGCGUUUGAAUCUGAUGCCUUGAAAAGCUUCUCCUACUUGCAAGUCUUGGAUUUGAGCUCGAACAGGCUCAAUGGCUCCCUGCCGUUGAGCUUGUUCGAGCUCCCGUCCUUGCAACAACUGACUCUAUCAUUCAACGGGUUUUCCGGGAUCAAACCGCCAUCGUUUGCUUUUGACGGUGGCGUCGCCGUCCCAAGCGAGCUGAUAGCAGUUGAUCUGAGUAACAACGAGCUAGGGGGGUUUCUGCCGAUGUUUUUCUCGUUAAUGCCGAAGCUUUCGUCUUUGUCGUUGGAGAAUAACAAGUUUGUCGGAAUGAUACCGACCCAGUAUGCGUUGAAGACGGUUUUUCCCGAACCGGGGGUGGAACCGUUCGAGAGGCUUUUGUUGGGGGGGAACUACUUGUUCGGAGGGAUUCCAAGUGCGCUAAUGGCGCUUGAACCGGGUUCUGCCAACGUCAGGCUUGUGGAUAAUUGCUUCUAUAGGUGUCCUCUUAGUUUCUUCUUUUGUCAGGGUGGGGAACAGAAGUCUUACGAAGAGUGUAAGAGGUUCAGCCACUUCAUCCCUUAGAUGAAGAGUCUUUAAUCUUUCAUCAUGUUCAUGCAGAGUUUCUCUUUUGCAUUCUCUAUGUUCUUUCUUUCUUCCAUUCUAAUUUAAUGGUACUUUUUUUUUUUUUU